Messenger RNA from Saccostrea echinata, 1419 nucleotides. RefSeq lists its product as uncharacterized. The record is from RefSeq and is a predicted model, not a curated record. NCBI's taxonomy places the organism in Eukaryota, Metazoa, Mollusca, Bivalvia, Ostreida, Ostreidae. The coding region runs from base 1 to 1419 and encodes 472 amino acids. The transcript has 4 exons.
AUGGCUUCUGUAAGCAGGAAACGACCUAAUAGUAGAUCAGGAGAUUCAUCACCUGAUAAAAUACGCAAACCAGAAAAAGAUACUUCAAAAAAAGACAACAUUUUGCAAAAAUUUGAAGAUUGGUUUCAUCAGAAGCAUGGAGCAAUAAAUGUAAGACAUCUAUACAUGGGAGAUGCCUGCUCAAGUACAGAAAAAAUAGAAAAGGGGACAAGAGUCAUUGUUUCCGUUAUUGAGAGUGAGAAAGCUAUUGAAAAUGAAGAAUACCAAUGUGAUAGGGAACACUUCACUGUUGUUUAUAAACUUUGGGGAGAAAAUUCAGUCUCGGAAGAAACGGAGGAAUAUGAAGAGCAUGGUCAUGAAAAGAUAAAAGAAAUCACUAAGUACCUGAAAAAAAAUGCAGAUUCAAUUUUUAGAAAACACUCAAACCUGGAAAUGAUCCGUGCAUCACGAUUUCGAAUAAAGAAGAACAAAGCAAAGAAGAAAAAGGCCAUAUUUGAACCCUGUAUAGCUAUAUAUUGUUCCUAUAAAGGUGUUGUUCCCGUCGGUGAAGAAGAAUUUCCUACAAAAUUGGAUGGAUUCGCUACAGAUAUAAGGGAGGGGUUCUUUCAUUUGCAUGGCAACUACGAUAUUUGUGCCAACUCAAUAGAUCAGCUUGAUCCCUUACGAAUGGGUGCAAGCAUAUCAAGGGAAAGUGGCGGAGGUGGACAAGGAACUCUUGGUGGAUUCGUCCAGUUGAACGAUGGUGAAAUUGGAUUCAUAACCUGUGCCCAUGUUUUGCAUACUGCAGAUGAAAUGUUGAGAAAUCCUUCUAAUUUGCAAUUUCCUGUUGUUCAACCAUCUCUAUGCUAUGAAGGAUCCCAAAGGUGUGGUAAUAUUUUUAAGUCAGCUUUUCCUUCCUCUACCAUCGUAGACGGAGUUAGUGUUGAUGCAGCAGUUGUCAAAUUAACAAAUCGGAUUCCAAAGAAAGCAUUACUUUCAGAUCUGACGACGGCAAGACUUAAAAAACUCGGUUUUUCUAGAAGCAUGCUUCCAAAGUUUUGUUGUGGUAAAAUACGCUCUGGGGAAGAAUCACAAGAUCAUCCGCAUGAGGGAGUCUUGAAAUGUGGAAUGGUGUCUGGAUUAACUCUUGGAAAAGUGGAACAAGGAGAAAUCUUCGCCAGAUACCGAAAUAUCCCACUCUACGAUGAUCAACAACGCAUUUCAACCAUGUAUAUGUCACAACUUGUUAUACGUGGUAUACGGAAUACUCCUUUCUCUUUAAAGGGAGACUCUGGGGCUCUAGUGUUUCAAUAUAGCGAUGUCAAUGAUUUGCGGUGUAUAGGUAUGAUAGUUGGUGGGGGUGGGGAAGAAGGUUUAUCAUAUGCCACCCCAAUUACAUCUGUCCUUGAAGCGUUGAGUGUGACACUCAAGGAUUUUUAA